Molecule: messenger RNA, 1347 nt
Organism: Aspergillus pseudotamarii
Lineage: Eukaryota; Fungi; Ascomycota; Eurotiomycetes; Eurotiales; Aspergillaceae
Product: glycosyl hydrolase family 43 protein
Exons: 11
Coding region: 1-1347 (448 amino acids)
Biological process (GO): carbohydrate metabolic process
Molecular function (GO): carbohydrate binding; hydrolase activity, hydrolyzing O-glycosyl compounds
Source: RefSeq, a predicted model, not a curated record
AUGAUUCUCGGCUUCGUGAUAGCUAGCCUAAGUCAGGCGGCUGUAGCUGCGGCAUCUCUACAGAUUGUCCCUGGUGCUACGUGGACCGCGGCGGGCACCAACCAGCAUGUGCAGGCUCAUGGUGGAGGGAUUAUCGAAGUCGAUUCGACGUACUACUGGAUCGGCGAAAACAAGCUGGAUGGAAGCUCUUUUCAGUCUGUCAAUUGCUACUCGAGCAAAAACUUGGUAGAGUGGACGUUUGUCGGAGAGCUCCUUUCCCGUCAGAACAGUGGAGACCUCGGCCCCGAUCGCAUCGUCGAGCGACCGAAGGUGAUCUACAAUGACGCCACAUCGAAGUACGUAUUAUGGAUGCACAUCGAUAGCAGUGACUAUGGCGAGGCAAAAACCGGUGUUGCAACGUCUUCCAGUGUUUGCGGCACAUAUGAAUAUCUAGGCUCAUUCCAGCCUCUCGGGCAUCAAUCUCGAGAUAUGGGUCUUUACAAGGAUGACGAUGGCACGGGAUAUCUUUUGACUGAGGACCGCCCGAAUGGCCUGAGAAUCAACAAGUUGACUGAUGAUUUCACCAACGUCACGGAAACCAUUCAUCUCUUUCCAGAACACGUGGAAGCCCCAGCGUUAUACAAACAGGACGGAGUGUACUUCUUAUUUGGCUCUCAGUUAACAGGAUGGUCGAACAACGAUAAUAAAUAUGUUACUGCAACAAACCUCAGUGGGCCCUGGACAAACUGGGCCGACUUCGCGCCAAGUGGAGCCAACACAUUCGAGUCUCAAACAACUUUCGUCCUAGGAGUCGGCGAUUCUGUAAUGUACAUGGGCGAUCGCUGGGACUCUUCCAAUCUCAUGAGAUCUACCUAUAUUUGGCUUCCCUUGACAAUUGAAGGCACUACGGCGACUCUGCACGACGAAUCCGCCUGGGUUCUACCACUUGACGGAACCUGGUCCUCCGCCGGAGAUAACACCAUCUACGAAGCCGAAUCAUCCGACAAUGCCCUUUCUAACGGUGCCAAGAUUAUUUCCUGCAGCGGCUGCUCUGGUGGGAAGUCUGUUGGUUACAUCGGUGGUACCGACGACGGAACAGUGGAAAUCAGCAACGUGGCCAGCGCGGCGUCAACCGAUACCACUAUCCGUGUCCGGUAUGCGAACGGAAAUAAUUCCCAGCGCUACGCCAAUGUCACUGUGAAUGGCCAAUCUCAUGUGCUUGCGUUUCUUCCCUCUGGAAGUGGGAAUACGCCUUUCACGUCGACCCUCCAUACUACAUUAACGAAGGGAGAUGCAAACACCAUCACCUUCAGCGCGUAUGAGGAAGGAUGGGGUCCCGAUAUUGACCAAUUGGUUAUUUCAAAGUAG